AUUCACCAAAUGGAUGUGAAAACUGCGUUCUUGUAUGGCGAGUUGGAAGAUGAAAUAUAUAUGAAGCAACCUGAAGGGUUUGUAGUACCUGGGCAAGAGCACAAAGUAUGCAAACUUCAAAGGUCUUUAUAUGGGUUGAAGCAAGCACCGCUUCAAUGGCAUUUAAAAUUUGACAGUGUAAUGUUGUCAAAUGGAUUCAGAAUCAAUGAGUGCGAUAAAUGUGUCUACAUUAAGAAUUCUAAUAACGGAUAUGUUAUUGUUUGUCUUUAUGUAGAUGACAUGCUCAUCAUGGGAAGUAAUUUCCGAGUGAUUCAAGAAACCAAAGGCAUGCUAAGUAAAAAUUUUAGCAUGAAAGAUAUGGGCUUAGCUGAUGUUAUCCUUGGAAUUAAAAUUCUAAGAAGACCUGAUGGUAUUACUAUAACACAAUCUCACUACGUUGAGAAAGUGUUAAAGAAAUUCAACGCUUUUGACAAGCCAAUAGCUAAGACACCAUGGGAACCUAGUGUGCAUUUGAGUGUACACAAGGGAGAACCUGUUGACGCGAUAGAAUAUGCGAAGAUUAUUGGGAGCUUGUUGUAUCUAACAAAUUGCACUCGUCCCGAUAUAGCAUGCUCGGUCAACAAGUUGGGCAGCUUUACAGCUAACCCUAGUAAUGAACAUUGGAAAUCUCUUGAAAGGGUUUUGAGAUAUUUGAAAUAUACUCAAAACUAUGCGAUUCAUUAUACUAGGGAACCCUCUGUACUUGAAGGGUACUGUGAUGCAAAUUGGAUAUCUGAUGCCAAAGACUCGUUUUCAACGAGCGGUUAUGUAUUCACUGUGGGGGGUGGUGCUGUGUCUUGGAAAUCCAAGAAGCAAACAUGCCGCUUCUUCAGCUGCUUUCGAGCCCCAGAGGAUCCGAAAACUGUCUCAUCAAAUCAUGAUGAUGAAGAGAUGAACUUGUUUCAAGAUGUGCAAAAUGUGAUACAAGAAAUGGAUGAUAUCAAGAGUUUGGCGAUGCAGACCAACACAGAGAAGGUGGAGCACCAUGAUAAGCGGCGUAGCUUCGUCUCUGCUCCUUCUUCCACUGGGAAGAACAGUAGUGGCACGGCGGAGUGGUCCGAGGGUCUCGUGAAUGGAAUCUUGGGAAAGCUCGUUGCGGACCAACGAGAACGCCAAGUCAUCCCGAUCACAGGAAUGGGCGGGAUAGGUAAGACCACUCUUGCCAAAACUGUUUAUUCGAAGCCAAUUAUUGAGCAACGUUUUGAUAUUCGUGCAUGGGCUACUAUUUCUCAACAAUACAACACAAGAGAAAUUCUUUGUGAACUUGUUUCUCAAGCCACUAAACAAAGCAAGGAACAGUUGAGUGAAAGGAGUGAAGAUGAACUAGGAUUAGAUCUCCACAAGCAUUUGUCAGGUAGAAGGUUUCUAAUUGUGAUGGAUGAUAUAUGGAGUAUCGAUGCAUGGGAUAGGAUACAACGUUUCUUUCCUGAUAAUGAAGAGUGUAGUCGGAUAUUAGUGACGACUAGGCUAUCACAGUUGAGUUCCCAAUUGAACAACAAUUAUAUUCAAAUGAAAUUUUUAGAUGAGGUUUUAAGUUGGAAACUUUUCUCAAAAAUUGUUUUUGGGGCUGGACGUUGCCCUCGCGAGUUAGAGGAAAUUGGAAAGAAAAUUGUAGAGAAUUGCAAAGGACUUCCUUUAUCAAUUGUUGUAGUGGGAGGUAUUUUGAAAAAUAAGAAACACACUCUAGGAAGUUGGGAAUCAAUUAGGAAGAACUUAGCUUCAGUAGUGAAUUUGGAGAAUGAUAAGCAUUGCUUGAAAGUGCUGAAAAUGAGCUAUAAUCAUUUGCCAGUUUAUUUGAAGCCAUGUUUUUUGUAUAUGGGAGUGUUUGAGGAGGAUGAUUCGGUUAAAGUCUCAACACUCGUGAAGCUAUGGGUUUCGGAAGGAUUUCUGAAGCCAGAGAAUGGAAAAAGUUUGGAAACUAUUGCCAUAGAGAUCUUAAAGGACUUGGUUGAUAGAAAUCUCAUUCUAGUUAGUGAAGAGGGGUCCACUGGAAACAUAAAAUUAGUCAAAAUUCAUGAUUUGUUGAGGGAUUUAUGCUUAAAUGAGGGCAAGAGAGAUGGGUUCUAUCACGUGAUAGGGCAAUCUAGUCCUCGAGGGAGAAGUAGCCAACGCCGCAUUGUUAUACCUAGGAACACUCCCGAUGAGAAAAUCCUUGAUGACUUGCAAUCUAUGCCACGUGCUCGUUCCGUUAUCAGUGAAUAUAGGGAAGUCCAGGGGAGUAUGAACUCUGAAUUGCUUAGAACAUUACAUGCAUGCAAGAGUCCAUACAUUGAUCCUUUCCUUGUGUCUCAGUGUGUUAACUUGCGCCACCUAGCCGUUCGAAUUGGUAGCAUGUCCUCGAUCUUUUCCUCGUUCAGCCGACUCUGGAAUCUACACACAUUGAUCGUUUCUUGUACGGAGCAGUCCACUGCGCCUGCUGAGAUUUGGAGAAUGCCUCAACUUAGGCAUAUUAAAAUGACUGAAAGAAGUUUUUGUCUUCCAGAACCUUCGAGUGAUGAUGUCGUCGUUAUGGAGAGUUUACUGGUGCUUGAGCGAGUGCGUAAUUUCAAGUGCAGUGAAGAGGUGGUCAAGAGAAUUCCCAAUAUCAAGAAACUGGGGAUGCAGUAUUUUGGGAGCGAGGGGAUCGAGCACGACGAUUAUUAUUGUCUGAGCAAUAUCAAACGUCUGUGUAAAUUGGAAUCCCUCUACAUAUCGUGUUGGCCUGAUUUUAGAGCUUCUUUGUAUGUGCUCACAUUCCCCCAAAGCCUCAAGAAGUUGACUCUUUCCAUGAAUGGUGGCUUUGAGUGGGAAAAGAUGUUGGGAAAGAUAGGUGCAUUGCCCCUUCUCGAGAAGUUCAAAUUGUGGAUGGGAUGCUUUAAAACAGGCAAGUGGGAAAUGGUUGAAGGCCAAUUCCCUUGCCUCAAAUACUUGGGAUUGUAUUCGUGUCCUAGUCUGGAGUAUUGGACUGCGGAAGCGAGCUCCAUCUUUCCACGUCUUGAGAAGCUUCAGCUUUUUGAUAUGGAAGCGUUGAAGGAGAUCCCGUUUGAAAUUGGAGAAUUACCUAACCUGCAAAAGAUAUGGAUGAGAGAUUGUGGUGAAUCAUCAGUGAGGUGUGCCAAGGAGAUUGUUGAGGAACAAGUGGAAUCACAAGGGGAAGAUCUUCCAUUUCAUGUUGAAGUUUGGUUUUCGAGUAAGAACGAAGCAAUGCAGAGCUUGGCAGGUCCCAACUUUGAAGUUUCUUGUGUUUUGAGGGAAAAUUACAAUCUUUAUAAGAGGUACCUAAGUUUGAUGUUAUCUGAGAGCUAG
Molecule: messenger RNA, 3324 nt
Organism: Salvia miltiorrhiza (redroot sage)
Lineage: Eukaryota; Viridiplantae; Streptophyta; Magnoliopsida; Lamiales; Lamiaceae
Product: putative late blight resistance protein homolog R1A-10
Exons: 2
Coding region: 10-3324 (1104 amino acids)
Biological process (GO): defense response to other organism
Molecular function (GO): ADP binding
Source: RefSeq, a predicted model, not a curated record